UCAAGCCACAUCGAAAUCAUCUCUCUGUAAUAAUAACAAUAUGUUAUUAAAUACAAUACAUCUAAAUGUUGUAUGUAAAACAGAUAAUUAAUUGAAAUUUAUAAUGACUGAAAAUAAGCGUAAACCAGCACCAGGUGAUGGAUUACGUUCUUUAAAGAGUACACCAUUAUUUCGUACAAUUAAUUAUGAAUUGUACGUUAAACCGAAUAAAAUGAUAAUGAUUUUUGGAGUUAUUACAAUGCUUGGUUGUAUAGGAUAUAUUACCUAUAUGCGUCAGAAUUAUAAAGAUUCAGAUUACUAUAAUGCAGUUGCAACAGAUGAAACAGUUCAUUUAAAAAAGAAAACAUCCAAAUGGGUAGUAUAAUUUGAAGUAUUUUAUUUAAACUAAUAACAAUUAUAUACCUAUAUAAAUAGAUACUGUAAUGUUAUUCAUAUAUUAUAUUUUGGUGUACAUACAAUACUUUGUUCAUUACUUCUUGUUAAAUAGUUUAGUGAUAUGUAAAUAAAGACAGAUAACACUUAUAUAAUAUAUAAA
Molecule: messenger RNA, 535 nt
Organism: Osmia bicornis bicornis
Lineage: Eukaryota; Metazoa; Arthropoda; Insecta; Hymenoptera; Megachilidae
Product: small integral membrane protein 8
Exons: 3
Coding region: 104-364 (86 amino acids)
Source: RefSeq, a predicted model, not a curated record